Messenger RNA from Austrofundulus limnaeus, 1144 nucleotides. Its product is annotated as membrane protein FAM159A. The record is from RefSeq and is a predicted model, not a curated record. The coding region runs from base 116 to 631 and encodes 171 amino acids. NCBI's taxonomy places the organism in Eukaryota, Metazoa, Chordata, Actinopteri, Cyprinodontiformes, Rivulidae. The transcript is spliced from 3 exons.
UCUGUGUCUGUUUUGCACUCAGAGUCUCUCAGCUGAGGAGGAACCACUCUGGAUCUGCAGCUCAGUGAUCAGAACUCCUCGCUCCUCUCUGCUCCGUUCCUCUGCUGGCUGCAGGAUGAGCACUGAAUGCAGCAGCUUCUACAAUCCUGACGGGGUGUUUGUGGAGGCGUUCUCCUGCCCCAAGCCGGGCAACGCUCUGUUCGCCGUCUACUGCUGCGGCUUUAAUGAUGUGAAGUACUGCUGCGAUGACCCCAACAGCUUUUUCCCCUAUGAGUACGGCUACAUGUGGUGGCUGAGCAUCGGCGCUCUGGUGGGUCUGUCGAUUGCGGCGGUGGUCCUCCUCGCCUUCCUCAUCACCGUAUGUGUCCUCUGCUACCUCUUCAUCGCCACCAAACCCAGUCGCCUUGACAACGGCCUACCCCUCAGAGCUCCAGGUCAGGAUGUGUCAGGAGAUUCCAGCGAUGGACCCAGUAACGUGAGAGUGACCGGUGGCUUCGGUCCACAAGGAUUCAGAAAGCAUUUGAUGAGCAGAAGAGUGGACUCUGACAACGAACCCACAGACCCCGAGCGCCUCUUCCAGAGGUGUUUCACAGCGACGGUCACUGGCGUGAAAGUGGAAAGUCCCUCAUAGGUCGCAGAGAAACUCUGUCUUCACGAAUCCAAGCAGCAGCGUUUGGUUCAGGUUGGCAGGCAGGUUCUGUACGUCGGACCUGUGGGAGGACAGCAGGACCUGAUGUAACGUGCUUUACAACUACGMUGGUUAAGUGGAGUAAUUACCCAGUUAUUCCAGAGAGUGCUGAAAACAACUGCAAGUGCUGUGAGCACUCAUUAUAUAAACUGACUGUCUCUCCUCUUCGUGGCAUCUGAUAGAAAAAAAAAAACAAAUUAAUUAUCGUCCACGCUCCUGGAAAUAAACACAAACCAUGUAUGUGGCUUUCUGCAAGCCACCAGAACCAUCCUGGAAUGUUAGAGAUGCUGAAACUUGUUUAGAUGUAAAAAACAAACAAACAUCUGGGUGUGUGCAACGACUCCCUCGUGAAGCUUUGUAAUGCCGAUGUGGAGCUUUAUUGUCUCAGGGAUGUUAGAGUAAGAGCCUGUAACACGAUUUGACUCCUUACCAGCAUAAAAUAAAUAAAUAAAAAAA